AUGGCAGUCCACACAUCAAGCCCCAACGCCAAUGCCUUCGUCCGCUUCAUGCGCAAAGCAUACAACCCAAUCGGCUUCAAGAAAGGCUACAACUUCAUCCUGUUCUUCAUCUUCGCCGGGGCACUCUUCGGCUUCUGUCUGGCAAAGAUACAAUCACUCAACGUUAAUGGCUACUGGAUGAAUCAUAAUGCUCCUGGCGAGAGUUUCUGGUUUGGACCCGACAACCGAUUCUACAAUAUCAUGAUUCACAUUCAUCUCUGCACUUGCAUUCCUGCAGGCCUGCUAGGCGUCUGGCAAUUCGUGCCCGUCAUCCGAUACAAAGCUCUCAUCUUCCACCGGAUCAAUGGCUACAUCGUCAUCCUUCUAUUGCUGGUCUCCAACGUUGGCGCCGUAGGAGUUGCAAGGCGCGCUUUCGGUGGCAGCCUCGCCACACAGGUAUUCGUUGGCGUCCUGGCCCUGCUUACAACGACAAGCAUCUUUUUGGCAUGGUGGAACAUCAAAGUCCUCCAGAUCGACCAACACCGCGCCUGGAUGCUCCGACUCUUCGUCUAUCUCGGCACAAUCGUCACAAUCAGACUGAUUACCAUAGUCAUUGCCGCAGUACUCAGCCAAGGCUCAAAGUAUUUCACUUACUUCAUGGUCAUGGAAUGCCAGAAGAUUGCUUCAAUGGCCGGUCCAGAGCUGCUACAAAGUUACCCAACAUGCAUUACCAACCCAUAUGGCCUGACCAUCGUCCGCGCCAACUUCACAGCCCCAGUGAACGUCGCUGAAGUCGCUGCGGCGCUGGCACUGCCGUUCGGCGUCUCCUGCUGGCUUGCUCUCACGCUACACGUCAUCGGUAUCGAGCUCUAUCUCCGCCUCACACCAGUCGAAGGUGAGAGACUACGACGAGUCUCGUAUGAGCGACAGCUUGAGCGCGGUCUAGAGCCGGCUGGCAGUGCGGGCCUCGUAGUCGAGCGCCUUGGUGACGCGGAACCGUGGACGCCGCCGACCAAAGCCAAAGAGUCAGUGCCGUCAGUCUCUGGUAGCUGGGAUGCAAAGCUUACACCGGAAAUCGCGCAGUCGUUGAGUCGAGGAAGCAGUUUGAAGGAUGUUAGGAGGCCUGUGGCUGCUUUGAGCAGAUGA
Molecule: messenger RNA, 1125 nt
Organism: Recurvomyces mirabilis
Lineage: Eukaryota; Fungi; Ascomycota; Dothideomycetes; Mycosphaerellales; Teratosphaeriaceae
Exons: 1
Coding region: 1-1125 (374 amino acids)
Source: RefSeq, a predicted model, not a curated record